UCUCUCUCUCUCUCUCUCUCUCUCUCUCUGGCCGGAGCUCUACUACAGGCGGAAGUUAGAGGCGCUUGUGUUGGUGAAAAUCUCCUGCGGUGAGAAAGUGAAAAAGCGUAAAUGAUAAACAGCAGGCGUCCGUGACGAUUUUAACAUCAGCGCAUCAUACAUGUGGACGCGGUCGCUUUAUUUUCCUCUUCCUGCAUUGGCGGACUGCUGGUCUUCGUCGGGAAAGGCGGACCGGCACGUUUAUUGAGUUUGAUGUCUGUUUAGAUGGUCAGAUAGCGAAGCUCUCACAGUAACCAACGCGCGCGCUUUGAUUGGAACGUCCAGGCGUUCUGUGACAUUGAUACGUUGUGGCCAGGCGGCGCGCUUCCGACUCUUGUCGAUACCCUGUAGCGGGAGAAUAGAAGCGAUCACUUUUCUUUUUUUUCUUCAGCAAUGACUCGAUUGGGUUUAACAUAACGGCUGAAGCGCGUAUGUGACAUCCACAGCAGCUAAUCUAGAGGAGUCUUUUAUCUCGGCGUUUUGCGCUGGAUUUACGUUGGAAGCGGCAGAGAUGGCAGACGGCGGUCGGGUGAAGCACGACAGCCCGAGCUCGAGCCCCGGACCCGGGAGGAAAAAGGCGCAGCAGUCGCCCGGUUCAAAGGCGCGGUACUCGGUUAACGCUCCCGGACACUGCUUUCGGAAAGUGACCCUGACCAAACCGACCUUCUGUCAUCACUGCAGCGACUUCAUAUGGGGCAUUGUCGGGUUUGUUUGUGAAGUGUGUAACUUCAUGUCACAUGAGAAGUGUUUGAAGCACGUCAGGACCGUGUGUUCCUGUAUGACUCCCACACAAGUUCGGGUUCCUGUAGCACACUGCUUCGGUCCUGCCGGUCAGAAGAAGAGGUUCUGCUGUGUUUGCCGAAAGCAUCUGGAAGGCAGUUUGGCUCUGCGCUGUGAAGUGUGCGAGCUGCAUGUGCACAGCGACUGUGCCCCGUUCAGCAUUAGCGACUGUCGUUUCUGCCACCAAGAUGGAGGACAAGACAUUGAUACAUACCAGCACCACUGGCGGGAGGGGAACAUGUCCUCAGGUGCCCGCUGUGAGGUCUGUCGUCGCACCUGCAGUUCUUCAGAUGUCCUGGCUGGCAUGAGAUGCGAAUGGUGUGGCAUUACGGCACAUGCGUCAUGUUACAUAAUCAUCGCCCCAGAGUGCAGCAUGGGACGGUUGCAGAACAUGAUUCUUCACCCCAGCUGCGUGCGGAUCUGCUCACGGAAUUUCAGCAAGAUGCACUGUUACAGAAUCUCUGAAAAUUCCCAGAACAACGAGAUGGAUAACCUGGAUGAUGUCGAAACUCAGAGUCCAGUAACUUCGAAGGAAAAUCAGUCUACGGGAUCCCCGGACACAGGUAAACAGACACUGAAAGUUUUUGAAGGUGACGAUGCAGCUAAGCGGAAUCAGUUUCGUUUGGUUUCAAUCCCUCGAAUAAUCAAGAAUGAGGAAGUAGUGGAAGCAUCGCUCAGAGCGUUCUACAUCCCAGAUGAACCACAAGAUUACGAACUACAGAGUUACAGUCAACAGGGACUGUUCACAGAUGACAUCAUCAACCGUAACGGGACGCCGGACAACAAGACCAUAUUUAAGGACACCUUGUCUGAUUCGUGGGUGCUCAGAUCAAAACCUAAAGAAACGGAAGUGGUGAAGAUUUAUUCCAGUUCUCGCAAGGUUGAAGUCACCUCAGUUACUGCUGGGAAAAUCAGCACAGUAGACUCAAUCUUAAAGGAAGUGCUGCCACGAAUAGAAAAACAGAAUGAAAACCCUGCCGACUAUAACCUUGUAGAAGUUUUCAUGAGCAGCAAACAAGUUCAACGGCAGGUCCUCAGCGGUCAGGAGAUUUUACUGGACAAACUGCAGGAGAUACGGAAGACAUCGUUGCGUCAGAUGAACCAGACACGGUUUUACAUCGAGGAGAGCAGGAAUCGAGUGGCACAAGUCAAUCUGUUGUUGGGAGGCUUUCCGACACAACUUGAAAAAGAGGAAUACACACACCUGCUGUCCAAACACCUCUCGGUCAAAAGUCAUUUGGUCACCAUCACUCACAUUUACUCUGAACAAGGUGCUGUGGUUCUACAGAUCAGCUGUUUCUCAGAGGCCGAGAGGAUUUACAUGCUGGCCAAAGACACCAGCGUCAGCGGCAAACAACUCUACUCACUUGUCAUACCUGAGAUCAUGCACAGCAAGCUGGCCAAAGGAAGUUGCCCCCUGCUAGUCUUUGUCAACCCUAAAAGUGGUGGAUUAAAAGGCAGAGAGAUCUUAUACAGUUUCCGGAAACUUCUUAACCCUCACCAAGUGUUCGAGCUGACCAGCGGAGGACCACUUCCUGGGCUGCACACGUUCAGGGACGUCCCUCACUUUCGGAUCCUGGUGUGUGGAGGAGACGGCACAGUGGGAUGGGUGCUGGGGGUUCUGGAGUCUAUCCGGCACAAAAUCGCCUGUCCUGAGCCAGCGAUCGGCAUCAUACCACUGGGCACCGGAAACGAUCUGGCACGGGUGUUGCGAUGGGGGGCCGGAUACAGCGGCGAGGACCCCUACAAUAUCCUGCUGUCUGUGGAUGAGGCAGAAGAAGUGCAAAUGGACCGCUGGACAAUUCUUUUGGAUGCACAGGAAAUGACAGAGGAUGGAAAAGAAAAUGGCUUCCUAGAGCCACCCAAGAUUGUGCACAUGAAUAAUUAUUUUGGGCUGGGAAUUGAUGCUGAACUGAGUCUGGACUUCCAUCAUGCUCGUGAGGAGGACCCAGACAAGUUCAACAGCAGGUUCCACAAUAAAGGUGUGUACGUAAAGGUGGGCCUACAGAAGCUGAGUCACACACGAAACCUUCAUAAAGACAUCAGACUGCAAGUGGACAAACAAGAUGUGGAACUGCCCAGUAUAGAGGGACUGAUAUUCCUUAAUAUUCCCAGCUGGGGUUCUGGUGCUGACCUGUGGGGCUCGGACAGCGAGUCCAGGUUUGGACGGCCAAGGAUAGAUGACGGGAUGCUGGAGGUGGUGGGAGUUACUGGGGUGGUGCACAUGGGUCAGGUUCAGAGUGGGAUGCGUUCUGGGAUCCGUAUCGCUCAGGGCAGCUACAUUCGCAUCACUGUGAACAAACCCAUUACAGUGCAGGUGGAUGGAGAACCCUGGAUACAAUCGCCUGGACAGAUCAUCAUCUCUGCUGCCGGACCAAAGGUUUGCAUGCUGAGAAAGUCCAAAACCAAGCAGAAGAAACAAUCAGGCAGUUUGAAGGAAGGCCGUUCCGACAGUCCAGCUCCCAGCGAUGGUGGGCAGUGACAAACCGCACAAACACUUCAUUGACAGCCCUUUACUGUCACCUCGACAACUUUUCUUUUAGUCUGUCUAUUCUUUGUUACACUCUGGGUGGGUAUCAACAUUAACUUCGGCUAAACUAAAAUGUGUUUCGCAGGCGUUUCUAUCAUCUCAUAGUCUGUAGUGUCCAAACGCCCCAUCUGACGAUGGCACUGCAGUCUGUUUCUCAGGACUCUAGCUGCCCUCGGCCUGUUUCCGGCCUCUUUUUGCCUUAGAUUCAUACUGGUGUAGAUGUUUUAGUUGGUUUUAUUUUGAUCGCAUCUUUUUUUUCAAAGGGAACAUUGUCUUAAAGUAGUCCAUCACUGAAAUCCGACGGCACAUAUUAAUAAGCAACCAGUAUUCAAUCGCAUUGCGCUCAUCACAAAUGCCAAAAAAAUAGUUUUGUGAGCAUCGCCAAGUUAUCAAGCUCGCCAAGUUCGUGUGCGACGAUGGCCUUUUUGGUUUAUGGUACAUACUGUGAGUCACCCGGUCGUUUGUCGUCUUUUAUAAUAAUUAAUGUCUUACUUGAGGUUUAUUUGCAAUAGCAGCCCCCUAGUAGCUUUCCACAAGUAUCUGAACCAAAAUGCAGUAUAAAUGUACAAACGACUCUAGUUCUUCUUCAUUAAGAGCACACUUGAUUGUAUAAGUGGAUCGGGGAGAGAUAAUUGUCCUUGUGUAUCAACUUUUGUAGCUUUCUCGGCUUUGAGACUGGAGGCGUAAUUGUGCGCGAGAGACGAUACGGCGCCAUCGCAGCCGUUUCGUAAAACACGAAGAAUAUCAAUAGCUUUUUGAACGCGUGUGGUACCGAAAAAUACUGUGAAAAGAGUUGUUGGUUUUUGCGGAGGAUGAAUGUUUGUACAUUUCCUGUAAUGUUUGUGGACGAAUGCACCACUUUUGGCGUUAAUAGUAAUAUAAUGCCGCAUGAUACUUGAUAAAACAUUCCAUGCAAGAUCACGUACGUAGCAUUUGCGGUAUUUAACGUGGUGCCAGUAACUGAACCUUUAAGCCAACAUAGCUUUAUCAUGUUCUAGUGAAAGCAUUGAUUUGUGAGUAAAUAAAUAUGUUACUGUUACCUGACAUAGUCGUGUAAAGCUACUCGUCCUAUUGUAAAGCUAAAACUAGAGGCGAGCGCAGUGCUGUAAUAUUUUGGUUAGUGUAUAUGUGGUCUCUGUACAGUGACUGGUCAGCCCUGGGUUCGCGUGGUUGGCUUUAGAUAUUGUAUGUACGAUCGGUUAGACACUCCACUCCCCGUGAGUUGCUCUGUAAACGUGCUGGAUGCGGGGACCGUCUGACUUCAUCUACCUCGUCUCACCGGCACACAUCAUUCCGAGGAUCGAAGUUAUGCCAAGCUCGCCCAAAGACUUGCGCCUGCUUUUUAUUCCCGCACUUCGUGGAUUGUGACCACAAUCGAGUUGGAUGCCAUGUUGAACUUAACACUGAUGCUACAAAAGAAGGUGUGACAUGCUGGAGCGAAACAGAACACCACAGGAUUAGCAGGGCCCUAUGACUUCCGAGAUGCGCGUGGGUUUCGAAUACAUAAGAGUACGUGAAUACUGCUCUGAGAGCGUUUUACCAUUUCUUUUGAGUAAAUCUCAUCAUAUCAUAUACAAACAGAAAGCCAAAGGGCUUCACAGGAAUCCGUCAAAAUAAAAGUUUGGGUGAACACGGAAAUAUUACUUUGUGUAACGAUAAUACUACUACUGCUAAUCCAAUUAUUAUUAUUAAAGCAUUAUUUUUAAAGGAAUAUUUACCAGGAAAAAAAAUAUUUACCAGGAUAUCUUUAGCAGAAAAUUGUAAAUACGCAACACAGUAUUUCUGGAAAAAUUUAAUAAAUAAAAUAAUAAUAUAUAAAAUCAAUUAAUUAGGGACACUUUUGAUCAUUAAUAUGUAAAGAAACUAUUCAAAUAGAAUAAAAAUUAAUAGAAAACAGAAUCUGGAAAAAUUAAACCUGAAUUAGAGAAUAAAACAAAACAUUGAUUCGUAUGGCCUUUAAAGAAACGUAAAAAAAAAUUAUAUUGUACGGUUCAUGAUUUCGUUGAAUUAGACAUGAUUUUUAUUUAGUACAUUUUUGUUUAACCAUAAAAACUGAAUCCAGAAAAAUUUAAAUGGAAAACCAGUAUUUUGAAAAAAACAUGUAAAAUUGAUUCCAUAGGGCCCUUGAUUAGUAAGAAAUAAGCUUUGGAUUAUAUAAUGCAGACUACUGUUCUAUACAGUAUGACUGAUGGUUUAGGUCUCAAUGACAGAUCCAGGAUGAAGAUGCUGUCUUCUCUCGCCGAUUCACCCUCUCUCGUGUCGUUUAUUUGCCAGAGAUGUGUACAGUGGUGAUUUCUGCAUUAGUCGUGCCUGUUGCCAGGACAACCCCUCGGGCUAACGUGCUGUUCUGUGGUUGUGGUUUGGCCCGAGCUCUGCGUUUAGUGCCUCAUAUAAGUGCUUCUAGAACCUCCGCGGUAUUGCCGUACGUGUUUAACUCCAUGCCGUUCUGUUUGUUCUGCUGGUUCAGUGACUAUGAAGUAGAACCGUGCUGUUCUAGGUCUUUUAGAGCUGAUGUGCCUCCUAACAGGGUGAAUUGCAUGAAAACGCGUCACAUUUCACCCCACAAAAAAUCUAAAUAACUAUAUAUUAAAUUAAAGGAUCAUUUUAGGACCAAUAAGAUUUGGCAUUCUUUUCAUGCUAAUUAAGCACAUUUUAAGCCCACUUUUAAAAAAAAUGCAAGUAAGGGAGCACUACAAGUACAAUUCUGAACAUACUCUUCACAAUAUCUUGAAAAUAAUGGAAAAAGCUGAGUAUAAUUUCUGGUUUCUUUUUGAUUUUUAGAAUGAAAUGUGACCUUUUUUUAUGAGAUUCACCCAAUGACUUUGUUUGGUCAAAACUGUUUAAGUUAUUUUACCUCCUGGUGUGAUUGAAUUUUCUGAUUACUUGUAAAGUGGGUUAGAAUUAAUGUUCGAGAUCUAUAUAAAUGUAUAUUUUUGGAGAGAAAAUGUUUUUAAUUUGAUUCUAUAAAGAUAUUGCACUGACUGUACUGUUUUAAAGAUGCUUUUAAGUGUACAUUGUGUUUAAUGAAUAUUAAAUAACUAAAUGUAUAGAUAUAUCAUCAGCUGUAUAACAGAUGGAUGUGUCCAGUGGAAAAGGAAAAAAAACAUAAAUUUGGACUUUUUAAUACA
Puntigrus tetrazona (Sumatra barb) is the source of this 6477-nucleotide messenger RNA. RefSeq names its product diacylglycerol kinase theta. The record is from RefSeq and is a predicted model, not a curated record. The coding region runs from base 551 to 3301 and encodes 916 amino acids. NCBI's taxonomy places the organism in Eukaryota, Metazoa, Chordata, Actinopteri, Cypriniformes, Cyprinidae. The transcript has 23 exons. Gene Ontology annotation, biological process: lipid phosphorylation; intracellular signal transduction; diacylglycerol metabolic process. Gene Ontology annotation, molecular function: ATP-dependent diacylglycerol kinase activity.